This is a messenger RNA of Vigna radiata var. radiata (mung bean), 844 nucleotides long. RefSeq lists its product as uncharacterized. NCBI's taxonomy places the organism in Eukaryota, Viridiplantae, Streptophyta, Magnoliopsida, Fabales, Fabaceae. The transcript is spliced from 2 exons. Bases 68 to 577 code for a protein of 169 amino acids. The record is from RefSeq and is a predicted model, not a curated record.
AAGAAAUGUCAAUUCCUUUACAACACCAUUGAACGCCACCUCAUGAAUAAGCCUUAAAACCUGUGAGAUGCAUGCAAUGAGGCUCUCAUUUUUAUACUAUUUAAGACACAACAUUAACCUUCUUCAAAAGCAAAAUGACCCCAAUAACCCUCAUAACUUCUUCUAUAACUUUCACUCUCAAAAACCUUCAUCACAAAUCAACUUCUGCUUCUUCAUCCUUUCCACUCCAAGGACAAGAGUGUUGUUUGAGGAUCUAUACUGUCAAAUGGGAAAAUCUAAAAAUGAAGAGUAUGAGAACAAGGAGAAGGAAGGGAUAAAAAAAUCACAUUACUUUAUGGUUUUCAUCUCAUCUUUGCUGAUAAGCAUAACAGGAGGCUCUUUGCUUGGGUGGUGGCUACACAAAUACCAUCCAACAAAUAAGCAACUUUGGAUGGUGCCCUUUGGCCUCAUUCUUCUGUUUACCCCUUUCAUUGUUUGUCUCUCUGUCAUCAUUUCUGGCCCUGCUAUUCACAAAAACGAUGAAGAGGAUGUUCUCAACAUCAAUCAACGAAUUCAACCACUUGAUAGAUUAUUCUAAAUUUGGUGUACAAGAUGCUAGUUACUAUGUGCAGGUUGAAGUUGAAGUUGAAGUUCCUUAGUUGUUUUUCCCUGUUUUCUGAUUUGACUUGUUCAACGUUUGGAAAUAGUUUUAUCACUUGUGGAUGCUUGAAACCAUUGAAAAUGUUGAUGUGGAUGCUUUACUUUAUACUGAUUCUGCAGGCUUCAACUGUCAUGUGCUUCUUCUGUAAGUUUCUGGUUCAGGCGUGCAUGACUAUUAAUCAAACUGAUAAAGUUUCUUUCUUUC